Messenger RNA from Nasonia vitripennis (jewel wasp), 8692 nucleotides. RefSeq names its product stAR-related lipid transfer protein 13 (gene cv-c). The coding region runs from base 1034 to 6709 and encodes 1891 amino acids. Gene Ontology annotation, molecular function: GTPase activator activity; lipid binding. The record is from RefSeq and is a predicted model, not a curated record. The transcript is spliced from 18 exons. Lineage: Eukaryota; Metazoa; Arthropoda; Insecta; Hymenoptera; Pteromalidae. Gene Ontology annotation, biological process: signal transduction; regulation of Rho protein signal transduction; actin cytoskeleton organization.
CGCAGUCAGUGUUGCCUCGACCGCCGAGCAAAUCGGGUCUCGAACGUACCGGCCGCGCGCGCCUCUUUAAUCGUCGAUCUCCCGCGCGAUCUUUUCCCCUUUAAUACACAUUACCGAUUUUUAUCCCACAUCGCAUGUACUCUAGUGAGAAAAGUGAUCGAAAAUUUCGAGGAUGAAAGUACGAUUCGACCGUCGUUACCAUCUCUGUAGUGCAGUAGCGGCCGAUCGAUGAGCGUCAAACGCGUCAGAGAUAUCAGCUGAUAAGAGUGUCCGAGCGAGAUGUCGCGCUGUCGGAGAGCCGUUCCUGGCGACGAUGCUCGUGUCGAGGAAGCCUCUCCUUCCGAGGAUUUGAAAAAAGUGCGUGACUUAUGUAACGACCCGGCGGAUCAAGAGCGUGUCUGUUAAAAGCGUGCGCGCGGUGGACGAGACAGAGAAAAAGAAAGCCGGCCCUGCUUUUCUAGAUUCUUAUCUCAUGCUGCUGGCUAGGACCGAGCGUAGCGGCAGCGAUAAGCAGACGACGGAUUUUUCGGCUCUAUAGCCCGCACACGUGGAGAGCCCGUUCGAGGGGAGUGAUUCAGUGUGAGAAAAGUGUGUAUGCCAGUGCAGCGGCCACGUCGACGUGUCGAAUAUUGUGCAUCGCUCUCGCGAGGCGAGAUUUUAUCGGAAGAAAAUAGUGCAGUGGCGAUCGAUCGCAAGUUUCAGUUUUCUCUCUCGCGCGUGCGUGUGUGUGUGUGUGAACGAUAUCGCACGCACGAAGCGACGGCAGCUGUAGCUCGGUAUAUAGCUAUACGCAAGCUCGCGAGCGAGUCGAGCACGUGGACACGAUAUACACACACGUAUACAGCGAGUAAGAGAGAGAGAGAGAGAGAGAGAGAGAGAGAGAGAGAGAGAGAGAGAGAGAGAGAGAGAGAGAGCGGCUGGCGCACCAUUGACGAAACUGCCGCCGAGGUGGAAUCUUAUCUUUCUCUCUCUCUCGCGUUAUUCGAGGAGAGUCGCGGCGAAGAUGCGCAGAGUUUCCGGGUGAGCUGGCAUCAUGGAGGCCGUCAGCGGUCCGACGCGACUCAACGGACCGAGCGCAGGAAGCGCUGCAGUACUGAGCUUGCCCAAGAGCAAGGAUGUGAAUCCGCUGAAAAUCGUGGAAAGCCCAUCAGCCGAGGACGCGAUGAGCAGCGAGAAGAACCAAGCCGACAUGGACCCCUACAAGGAGCUGGAACUCUACCUCGCCAAAGUAAACGAGGAGAUCGGCGCAAUCAUAGAGUCUGCUCCGCCGAGACGAGACGACCCGCCGGAGAAGAAGAAGAACAACAACAACAAUAGCGAAUACAUCAGCGCCGUCAGCGCUGUCAAGGAAACGAGCAGCAGGUCGAACAGCAUCAGGAGGCAGAGGCAGUUCGAGUCGAGACGAGCGAACGACUGGUCGGAAAACAUCCUUGCAGAGUUCAACAACAUCAUCGCCAACGAGAUCAGCGAGCUGACGAAGAGCAGGUCGCAGAGUAACGACUACCGCGACCUGCUCACCGACCUGGGCAUACCUAAUAGCGACAGUGGCACCGAGGAGGACGCCGUCACCAAAGAUGAGAAGAGGACGUUCGAUGAAAUGAAGAGCCGACACCAGCAUAUGCUCAGUGCGGACUACGACGAGCCGCGUGACCAGAUUCGACGCCGGCAGCGCAGGAUCAGCGGCAGCCUUCCGGAGAACCUCGAAUAUCCGACGAGCUGCAACGGCACGAGUUCCAACGCCACGUCGGACUACGACGAGCCGAGCAACUGCCUCAUGCAGUCGGUCUCCAGGUCGGUCGCCGAGCUCCGUAACAACAGUUCUAGUCUUGCCAGCAGUUCACCAAAGAGCCAGCACCGCAAUGUGGGUCUGCCGCUGAAAAAACCUUCGACGGACCCGAUGCCCAGGUCGCAUCGCAUGCUGAAAGCCUUCGCCAGGUCGAGGAACAACAACCUGGAUGAUCCUAGGUCGCAAUUGCCACCCCAGCCAUUUCAACGUAAGUCGAGUUUACCGGGCAACGGCUUGCUGAGCAAUCAGAGCCAGAAGAAGACGAGUAACUACGGCAAGAUCCGAAAGCUGAAGCCCAGUGAAGCAGAACCGGACUACGAGGAGAUCCACGACCCGCAUCUCUAUGAGAUCAUCGGCAGAUCCAAGUCGCUGGAGAACAACAUGCCAAGGUCAGCGCCGAGCACACCGACCGAAGUCAAGCGCUCACCCUUCUCUAGACUCCUCAAAAGACACAAGCAUGCACCCGACUACAGGGACAGUUCGGCCGAGGCUAUCCUGGUCAGAGUGUCGUCCCUGCCCGACCAGGAUCUCGUGAAAGCCGGUACGUUAAGGGACACAGACACGUGCAGGAAGAAGCGAGCGGUGUCACCCCUGACCCUUCGUUCCGACGUCACGGCGAAGCGACUCUCCGAGUCCGACAAAGAUGUCACGCAGAUCAGUCCGGUGGAGCUUCGCAGGUUCCAAGUCGCCAAGUCGAAUGCUAACGACGUGGCCGUCAGCUGCGACUUUCCGGAAGUCGAACGGAGCGAAGUGGACGAGGAGCCGCUAGUGACGAAGAACAACGGGGACGACAAGGCAAUAGUCGACGAGCAGAAUUCCAGAUCGGCUUCGCUACCAAUCUCCCUGCAAUCCAUACUCUCACGACUAACGAAAAGUGGCGGCUCCUGGUGUCCCAACAGUCCUCCAAUGGAAGGCCUCGCUUGCUCGGACAUGGCCACCCAAACGUCUCCGGCCAUUUCCCGCAGCUCGAGUUUCACAUGGGUCAGCGAUUGCGAAUCUCCUCAUCACGAUCUGCACGCGGACGCAGGAUCCUUGCAAGACGAAACGAUCCUGAAUCCGGCCUCGCCGCAGAACACCGUCGACGACGACAACAGGUCCUCGUCAUCGUCGCAGGACCUGCUGCAGAGCAUGGACGAGAUAUCCUCUGGAAGCCUUUCGCCAGACACGACCGACCGAGCUUCCCCUCUCGAAAGCGGAAUCGGAACUGCUAGUCCGCCCAGGAGUACCGAUAGGCGCCUCGUCAAACCUCCGACAUCCUCGUCGACCGGCACGAUAUUGCCAGCCACGAACAAGUGUCACCGCAAGGAGACGUGGGAGAGGAUACGCCGUCGUCCCUCGAAAUUGAACUCGUCUCACGAUCAGCACGAGGACGAAGCUAGUGUGUGGGUGAAACGCGAGAGCGUCCACACGCAGACGAGGUCAGCGGCAGACGAGGAGCGGGACUAUUCCCAGGAGGCAGUGGACAGCAGCAGCGGACUCGACGACUCGCUGCCGAGGACCGGAAAACCAGCCAGGCCGAACAAUCUGCCGCUCGGCCUAUCGACCACUGCGAGUAGCUCGGUGAGUUCAGGAGAGCUCGUAGAUACCUCUUUGCCUCGCGCGCUCUCCUCGCCCUCAACAGCGAGUUUGCAACUUAAAACGACCGAACCCGUGGCAAUCGAAUUGGCGGGUAAAAGCACUAGUGCGCCACUUCUGGAUAACAACGGUAGCAACCCUGAGAAGAGCGUCACCGAAGAGCCGAACCGACAGCAGCCCCGUUCGCAGUCCGAGCGACAACUAUCAGAAAUCGAAGCUCAGGAGGCGUGCAAGUGGCUGCGGGCUGCCGGCUUCCCUCAGUACGCGCAGAUGUACGAAGAUUAUCAGUUUCCUAUUGACGUGACCGGCGUAGCCAAGGAUCACCCGUUUCUCGAGGCCGACUCUCUGCAGAGUCUCUUCCGCAGGCUCCAUGCUCUCAAUCGUUGUGCUAAUAUGAAAUUGGACACUCACCAUCAUCAUCAUCAUCACACAACUCAUCACAACACGAGCCACGGCAAGAGCGGAGGAGGUGGCAACGCAGCCGGCGAGGAUUCGGACGAGGACACGCAGUGCGCCCUGAGCGAGAACUGGACCUUCGAGAAGAAGACCCGACGCUGGUCGCGCGUCUGCGACAUUAGCCCCGGCAACGUCGAGCGUCUCCAGGCCAUAGCAGGCCAACAUCAACAGCGCAGCCAAGAGGACGACAGCCUGGACGACCGACUCGAACAGGACGAGGCGGACGACACUAUGCUCGACACGCUGCGCUACCGGAGCCUACCUCCCGGUGCUCUGCCCGACGAGCUCGGUCCCCGCUUCCGACGCACCGGUUCCGAGAGACUCCGCGACGGUGCCAAGGCUUUCCUGCGCCGCAUGGAGUCGCUCAAGUCGCGCAGGAGGAAGACCCACCACCACAACCGGGAUGGCGUCGUCAUCAGCGGACCACAGGUGCUCGACGUCCUCUCCAUGCAGCAGAAGAUGAAGGACCUCAACUGCGUGGACGUCUCGCCGACCGAAGGCUCGCCGCCGAUCUCCUUCGCCGAUCUCUUGCCGCCGCCGUCGCCGCUGCAGCUCCAGGCACCGUCGCCUCUGCAGCUGCCUCCGUCGCCCUUCCACCUGCCACCCUCGCCUCUGGCUCACAACGCCUCGAGCCCCUUCGGCGACGACUCGUCGAGCUACUGCUCCGACGGAUCGCAGGGAGGUGGCCCAACGCCCACGCCGACCAAGACCAAGAUGAACAGGGCCAGGAGGUUCUUGCACAGGGGUAAUCGCGAGGAUCAGGGUGCGCUCAGCGACUCGGAGUGCCAGCCGACCAGCUGGAGGCACCGGUACUUCAAGGACGCCAACAGCAACAACACGAAGGUGCUGGAGUACGUGACGUCGAGCCCGAAAGACUCGCCGAUGAAGGCCAGUCAGAUCGUGAGCAGCGCGGCGAUAAACACCCGUGGCGGCAGCCUUAACCUGGGCAAGGAGUCGCAGCGCUACCGCGACAAGUUCUCCACGAGCAGCCAGAAGGAGGACAAGGUGACGGCGCUGAAACGCGAGGAGAAGUUCCACAAAAGCUUCCGGCACCACCGCAGCAACAUCGAGCGAAGCAGCGAGCGCAGCAGCCUCGACGAGCCAAUCCGCACCGAGAAGGUCGUGACCAAGGAGGUGACGGUGUACCGGGCCGACAAGUCGAGGACACGGGCCAACGAGACGGCUGCAAGCCAGGAGAGCAGCUCGACCGUCGCCAGCCGCGACUCCGACCAGGAGGAGGACUCGCCGAGGCACAAGGGCAGCGUCGUCAGGUGGCACAGCUUCCAAAGGGGAUCGCUCUACCCCGAGCCACUGGACCCGCUCUGUCCCAGAGCCAUGGCGUCGAUGUCCUGCGGUCAGCUACUGGUGCUGAGGAAACUGGCGCUGCUCAAGCUCACCGCGUGCAUGGAGCGCUACUGUCCUACUCACCGCACCGGCUGGAACUGGGAACUGCCCAAGUUCAUUAGGAAGAUCAAGACGCCGGAUUACAAGGACAAGACCGUGUUCGGAGUGCCGCUGCUGCUGUCCCUACAGCGAACCGGACAGGCACUGCCCAAGUGCAUCCAGAUCGCGCUACGCUGGCUGAGGGCCAACGCGCUCGACCAGGUCGGAAUCUUCAGGAAGAGCGGCGUUAGAUCGCGCAUCCAGAAGCUCAAGGUCAUGACCGAGACCCAGGGUGAUAACAUCAACUUCGACGGACAACAGGCGUUCGACGUGGCUGACCUCGUCAAGCAGUACUUCAGGGAACUGCCCGAGGCGCUGCUCACCAACAAGCUCUCCGAGACUUUCAUCGCCAUCUUCCAACACGUCCCAGUGGAACUCCGACCCGACGCUGUCCAAUGUGUCCUCCUCCUCCUGCCCGACGAGCAUCGCGAAGCUCUGGAAACCCUCCUGGACUUCUUGAACCACGUGGCGAGCAACUCGCCGUACAAUCAGAUGACAGCCUCGAACCUGGCGGUCUGCUUGGCGCCCAGUCUCUUCCACUUCAAUCACAGCAAUGCCAACGUCUCGAGCAACAGGUCGAACAGCGUUUCACCCCGGCGAAGGAAGACCGUCGGCAUACCGGAUCAGCGCGAGCUCUCCGAGAACAAAGCGGCCCACGACUGUCUCCUAUACCUUAUUAAGACACAUCGUGAGCUGUUUAUGGUAUCCUCCGACAUGUUGACGCAGUGCCACUUCAAUUAUAUGGAGGAGAGCGUUCCAGUACCGUUGGAAGAACUUGGAUCCGAGCUCAAGCAGGAUUGGAGAGGAUAUUUGUACGCCUGUACUACGGCUCUCCUCAAGGAAGGUCGCGAAAAAAGCCGCGGCUGGGUGUCGGUAAACAAUCCGGCCGACGCGAACGUGGACAUGGCGUACAAGAAGGUGGGCGACGGUCACCCGCUGAGACUGUGGCGCGUUACGACGGAGGUGGAGGCGCCGCCGGAGGAACUGCUGCACCGGGUGCUACGCGAGCGCCACAUCUGGGAUCCGCAACUGCUCAAGUACAGACAGGUGGCCAAGCUCGAGGCCAACGUCGAGGUCUUCCAGUACGCCACCGGCAACAUGAGUCCCCUGCCGGCCAGGGACUACUGCGUACUCAGAGAUUACUGUGUUGUCAGAUCUUGGCAGACGGAUCUCCCGAAGAAGGCAUGCGUCAUAGUGGAAACGUCUGUGGAACAUCCUGACGCUCCGGUGAUGCUCGGUGGCACGCGCGGCAUCGUUCUCGCCUCGCGCUAUCUCAUCGAGCACUGCGGAAGCGGAAGAUCGCGCAUCAUGCAUCUCUCCAGAGUCGACACCAAGGGUCGCACACCCGAAUGGUACAAUAAGAGCUACGGCCACAUCGCUGCUCUGCACCUGAGCAAAAUCCGCAGCUCGUUCAAGCACACGACGGAUGGCCCGGAGAGUAAAGUCUGAGACAGGGCCCCCGCGCAGCAGCAGAUUCCUCUGCUGCUGCGCGGCGGACCCCAGCCCCAGGCGACGGUGAUUGCUGCGGCAGUUGCCACCGCCAUCGACCAGAUGUGCGAGGCCAGCCAGCCCCAGGUACAUGACCCGCGCUACCUGCGUCCGCCCACCAACGACAGCGACUAAGUUCCUGAUACGUGACGCACGAGGUCAACUGAUGAGAUAGAAUAUACUAGAGAGUUCUCAAGUAUAUAUUAUCGGUGUGACGCUCCGUGUGCGGGAGAAUUAGCGCCGGAACGUUCGACCAAAAGACUUUUCAAGAUAAAGCUUGAGUCUUAACUUACUCUGUAUAGUUUAACGAUCGUCUAAGAAGAUAUGUAUUCGUAUUCGUUUGUAUUUGUCAGUAGACGUUUUCGGCGUCGCUGUAAAUACGAGUUCUUUGUUACCCUUUGGAUGUAUAUUCCAUAUAUAAUAUGUACUCGAUAUGUCGCGCGACGCAAAUGUUUUAACUUUUUUAUGACAUGUUUCUUUUUUUCGUUCGGACCAAAUGUCGUUUUUUCUUUUGCUCGUUUUAUAUUACUAUAUUAUUCUCGUAAUUAACGAUCUAAUGAUGUAUAGCAGACGCUGUUAAAUGCAUUAUAAGAUGAGAAAUAUGUAAUCUCCGUAUUUUAGUACGCACGAGGAGAGACGAAGGCGAAAUAAGGAGAGAGAGAGAGAGAGAGAGAGAGAGAGAGAGAGAGAGAGAGAGAGAGAGAGAAGGAAAUGUGGACGUAAUUAAAAAGAAGCGUAAGCGUGCUUCCGUUUGACGUAACGCGAGCGAUCUCACGAUUUACCGAGGAUAAAAAGUUACUCGCGAUUCUCACGAUGUGAAUGAUAUUUUUGAAAACGAAAAUUGCUUGAAACGAAUGAAGGUGAGACGCUGCGCGUACCAAAAAGUAGACGGCGGAAAAAUGAACGUCAAACGUAUAUUUUUCAAUGAAAAAAUCAAUAAAACGAUUCUAUAAACCGAGCUUUUAAAGCUGUAAAUGAGAUACCUGAAUUAUUACACUUAAGAUAUAGAACUUCAUGUUCAAGAUUACGUUAUCCGAACUUUAUACCUUUAAAUUGUAAGGCCGAAUGCGUGAGAGAGAAUGUCGCACCUUCCUGUUUUAUGCAAUCAUCAGAGUGUGCAAGAACUAAAUUAUAUACUCCAAUUCCAAUUUUGACGGCUUUCGGUUUGAAGCGUCGAACUGAAACCAAUAAUGAAAAACAUACUAUGUAAUUCAUACGAAAAUUCAUGAAUGCAUUCAUUCGAAUAAUAAAAGUUCCACUAGUUUCAUGUUUAGUGGAUGUCUCAUAAAAAGAUGUUGACUGACCGGACGCGCGUUUAUGUAUUGCAAUUAUCCUCCAUGUGUUCGAAGUUGUUAAUCGUCACUUGUUCUCGGAUUAAUUAUUGCGAUGAUAUACAAAUAAAAAUACUAUGUGGAACCGGAUUACGUGGCCCAAAGCCCUAAACAUAAUAUACAAAGCUAUAUAUAUCAAACGCGUCAAUGAUUAAAAUUGUAACUGUAAUUCAAUGCCCCGGAAUUCGCUAAAUGGAUCGUCGAUGUAUUUUAACAUAAUGCUAGUCAAGUUAUACUUUAGUUAAAAAGGUGCGCGUGUGAAAACAAACAUAAUAAUAAUAAAUAUACAGGCAAACGCGUCACUGACAACAAUAAAUGUGUAGAUUCAUAUUCCAAGAUGUUUAUUAUGUAAAGAAAAAAAAAAUAAUAAAUGAUAUAACGGCAUAUUUAAUUAUAUCGUCGAGAAAGAAAGAAGUUUAAAAUGAGCGAGAAUGCAAAGAGUUUUAACGACGAAGGAUGAAGUUCUAUGCAAAGAUAUAUUUUUGUGUUUAAGAGCCAGUAGAAAUGACAGAUGCGAUGCGAAAGUUAUACGAUGUAUCACUGUUGAGUUGUAUAUAUGUACAUUAUAUUUUAAUGAAUGACGAAUAUAUACAUAUAUAUUCCUUAAAACCAA